AUGGUACAGGGCAUAAGUCAGUCCGGUGAGACCAAAUCCGGUGGCGCGCCCUCGCAACUGACUGCUACAUUCAUCGACAACAUGUUGGAGACCCAUGUCUUGCAGAACAAGAUUCAGCAUGACCUUCGGCCUGCGUAUGCUCGGCGCUACUAUAAGCCCAUGGAGGCGAUCGAGACUCAUCUGCCGCCUCUAGGUCUGCCCGCGAGUCUGGCUUGUGAUGUCGAUCAUCUCUGUCAACGUGCGCGAGAGGAAGAGGCGGUCUCUGUCAUCAGCGGUAGUAAACCCAUUGCGGAAGAGGACGAUACUGAGGGACAGGAAGCCUUCAGUCACAACAUCAGGCUUUGCAUCGCGUGGGAAGACGAAGAUCUUCUACACGAAAGUGUUGCACGCCUCACAAGAAUAAUCAAAGGAGAGCUCAACAGCGCUCACUCGUAG
Molecule: messenger RNA, 435 nt
Organism: Cladophialophora immunda
Lineage: Eukaryota; Fungi; Ascomycota; Eurotiomycetes; Chaetothyriales; Herpotrichiellaceae
Exons: 2
Coding region: 1-435 (144 amino acids)
Molecular function (GO): L-2-aminoadipate:2-oxoglutarate transaminase activity
Source: RefSeq, a predicted model, not a curated record